AUGGAGCCGGUCUCCUCCACGGAUGCCGAGCUGCAGCCCCUGCUCCUGGCCAACGAGUCCGACGCUUUCCCCAGCGCCUUCCCCAGCGCCUUCCCCAGCGCCGGCGCCAAUGCGUCGGGGCCGCCGGGCGCACGGAGCCCCUCGUCCCUCGCCCUGGCUGUCGCCAUCACCGCACUCUACUCGGCCGUGUGUGCCGUGGGGCUGCUGGGCAACGUGCUGGUCAUGUUCGGCAUCGUCCGGUACACUAAGAUGAAGACAGCCACCAAUAUCUACAUCUUCAACCUGGCCCUGGCAGAUGCGUUGGCCACCAGCACACUGCCCUUCCAGAGUGCCAAGUACCUGAUGGGGACGUGGCCCUUUGGGGAACUUCUCUGCAAGGCCGUGCUCUCCAUCGACUACUACAAUAUGUUCACCAGCAUCUUCACGCUCACCAUGAUGAGUGUUGACCGCUACAUUGCCGUCUGCCACCCAGUCAAGGCCCUGGACUUCCGCACACCUGCCAAAGCCAAGCUGAUCAACAUCUGCAUCUGGGUCCUGGCCUCAGGUGUGGGUGUACCCAUCAUGGUCAUGGCUGUGACCCGCCCCCGGGACGGGGCGGUGGUGUGCAUGCUGCAGUUCCCCAGCCCCAGCUGGUACUGGGACACGGUGACCAAGAUCUGCGUGUUCCUCUUGGCCUUCGUGCUGCCCAUCCUCAUCAUCACGGUGUGCUACGGCCUCAUGCUGUCGCGCCUGCGCAGCGUCCGCCUGCUGUCAGGCUCCAAGGAGAAGGACCGCAGCCUGCGGCGCAUCACGCGCAUGGUGCUGGUGGUGGUGGGCGCCUUCGUGGUGUGCUGGGCGCCCAUCCACAUCUUCGUCAUCGUCUGGACGCUGGUGGACAUCGACCGCCGCGACCCGCUGGUGGUGGCCGCGCUGCACCUGUGCAUCGCGCUGGGCUACGCCAACAGCAGCCUCAACCCGGUCCUCUACGCCUUCCUCGACGAGAACUUCAAGCGCUGCUUCCGCCAGCUCUGCCGCACGCCCUGCGGCCGCCCGGAGCCGGGCAGCUUCAGCCGCGCGGAAGCCACGGCCCGCGAGCGGGUCACCGCCUGCACCCCGUCCGACGGCCCCGGCGGUGGCGCGGCCGCCUGA
This is a messenger RNA of Talpa occidentalis (Iberian mole), 1128 nucleotides long. RefSeq names its product opioid receptor delta 1 (gene OPRD1). NCBI's taxonomy places the organism in Eukaryota, Metazoa, Chordata, Mammalia, Eulipotyphla, Talpidae. Gene Ontology annotation, molecular function: G protein-coupled enkephalin receptor activity; neuropeptide binding. Gene Ontology annotation, biological process: neuropeptide signaling pathway; G protein-coupled opioid receptor signaling pathway. The record is from RefSeq and is a predicted model, not a curated record. Gene Ontology annotation, cellular component: membrane; neuron projection.